Messenger RNA from Harpegnathos saltator (Jerdon's jumping ant), 927 nucleotides. Its product is annotated as transmembrane emp24 domain-containing protein 2. The coding region runs from base 109 to 732 and encodes 207 amino acids. The transcript is spliced from 3 exons. NCBI's taxonomy places the organism in Eukaryota, Metazoa, Arthropoda, Insecta, Hymenoptera, Formicidae. The record is from RefSeq and is a predicted model, not a curated record.
UGCAUACGUGGCGCUGUAGUAGCAAUAUGCCGCUGUGAAGUGGCAAGUGGUCGAGAACGAAUAAGCAUAUGUCAUUUUUAUGAUUGUACAGUGAAUUCGGUGGUAAAAAUGAGGUGGCUCGUGUUGUGCAUAUUAUUUAUCUCUUCCAUUGUUGCAACGCAUUGUUAUUUCAUCACUGUGGACGCACAUGCCGAGGAAUGUUUCUUCGACAAAGUCGAAUUCGGCACCAAGAUGGGACUCACAUUUGAGAUAGCAGAAGGUGGAUUCCUGGAUAUAGAUGUAAAGAUAGUUGGUCCUGAUGGUAAAAAGAUUUAUGAAGGUGAACAAGAGAGCAGCGGGAAAUAUACAUUUGCUGCACAUACUCCUGGUGUUUAUACAUAUUGCUUCAGUAAUCAGAAGAGUUCAAUGACACCCAAAGUAGUGAUGUUCAAUAUGGACAUUGGUGAGAAUCGAAAACCAAAUGAAGACACUGCUGGUAUUGAAGGUCAAGAUGCAGAUGGUAGUCAUGGAAAAUUAGAUGAUAUGAUCAAAGACUUGAGUACCAGUUUAUGGGGUGUAAAGAAUGAACAAGAAUAUAUGCAGGUCCGCGAUCGAAAUCACAGAGCGAUAAAUGAAAAUACAAAUUUCCGAGUUGUAGUAUGGGCAUUUUUUGAAGCCAUGGUGUUGGUCUUGGUGACAUUAGGGCAGAUCUUCUACUUGAAGCGAUUCUUCGAAGUACGAAGAAUCGUGUAAUCUAGAAAUAACACAUAACUGAAUCAAUUUUAUAUGUAAUUAAAUUAUGUCUAAUUACACUUUACAUCAUCUUUGCGGUAACACACAUUCUUCAUCUUUUCCAAGUUAAAUCGAAAUUCUAUGUCAUUAGUAUUAAGUGAAGGUGUUUCCUACAGAUCCGUAAGAUUUCUAAUAAAUGAAGAAUUUGUAACAGUA